Messenger RNA from Procambarus clarkii (red swamp crayfish), 1016 nucleotides. RefSeq lists its product as uncharacterized. NCBI's taxonomy places the organism in Eukaryota, Metazoa, Arthropoda, Malacostraca, Decapoda, Cambaridae. The record is from RefSeq and is a predicted model, not a curated record.
GUGUUUGAGUUUGGCUUGUAGUGAAGGUAAAUCUUGUUAUGUCGGUUGUGAUUUUAAUGGUCUCGUAAGCGCGGCUGCAUGCCAAGAUGGGAGCAUGUUGGGAGCCCAAGAGGACAUUGGUAAUGGAGAAUACAGAUUAGCCGGAGGUGUGCGGUAGUGAGACGAGGACACCGCGGCGCCCGACCAGGAUGACCGCCAUGUCAGCAGAGGAUCACGAGGAAAUAACCGUCGACGGGGCCUCGAGUCGCGAGACUUCUCCCGCGCCGGUGUCUCCCGCCCGCGCCCGCAGCAGCUCCCCGCUGGAUCUCAGCAGGGACGAGCCCCUACACGCCCGCCAUGGUGACGCCCGCAGCCCCAAGGGCCAGCAUGGCAGGCUCUCCUUCAGCAUAUCUUCCCUGCUGGAAUCGUCGGGUCGCGCCGCGGCGCUCAGACACAGACUCCUGGAGGAGGGAAGCGAGUCGGAUCGCGAGUGUGAAGGCGGCUACGCCGCGGAACUGGAGCGCCGUAGCCGCCACAGUGACAGAGACAGUGAACGGUGUGAGCGCGACAGUGAACCCAGCGAGAGGGAACGCGACGCGGAUGACCGCGAGAGGUUAAGUUGUGCCGGGAGCGAGGCAGAGGGCGACGAUGACGAAGGGGAGGCGCGGCCCUUCCAGCCCUUCACCUACACACACAUGCCCUUCAUGGGCGCCGGCGGCCUCCUGCCGCACUUCAACCUGAUGCCGCCCAUGAGCGCUGCCGCAGCUGCGGUGGCCGCGGGCCUGGGCACCCAGGCCUCCCUGCAGCACCUGUCAGGGCCGGGCGGCGUCAUCCGGGUGCCGGCCCAUAGGCCCUCAGUGGGGGGCGCCGGCCCUGGCACCGCCCUGGGGGCCAUGCUGCCCCACAUGGGGGGCGCCCCGCUGCCCUGGCUGGCAGGUCUCACGCCCCUGGAGCGGACGGCAGCCAUGGCCCAUCAUCUGUCAGCGUUGGCGCCCAUAACAGGUGAGACGGUGGGCGUAGGUGCUGUUGUUCCCUAG